GUUCAGCUGUUCAUUAGCAACGUGGGCGGUUUUUGCAUUUUCGGUUUUUCAACAACAACAACAUAACAUUGCUCUGAUUCUCUCUUUUAUUUCGCAUUCUUCAGCAGUUCCUGACCUUUUUCCAUUUUUGGGGGAGUUUAUACUUUUGGCUGCCUUCUCUUUUGAAAAGAUGGUUACCAGUAAAAAAGUUGCGCUAUCUCCUAGAAAUUUGAAACCAGAUCAAUUAGGUGGCGUCAUAUUUGGUUGCACGGAUAGCACCAUCAAUGAAUGUCUUGCUAAGCAGCUUUUUGGUUUGCCUGGCCCGCACUUUGUGUAUGUUAAGAAUAUUAAUCCUGGUAUGCCGUUGUUUCUGUUCAACUACACUAAAAGGCAACUUCAUGGUAUCUUUGAGGCUGCUAGUCCUGGUCAAAUGAACAUUGAUCCAUAUGGUUGGACGAAAGAUGGUUCGAAGAGAACACUAUACCCUGCCCAGGUCCAAAUCCAUGUUCAAAAGAACUGUUGUCCUCUGAUGGAGAAUCAGUUUGCGCCAAUCAUUAAGGGGAACUAUUAUUCUCUCACCCACUUCCAAUUUGAGCUAGACCAUGCUCAAGUGGGCAAGUUGAUCACUCUGUUAUCAACUCAAUUGGUUGCUCCAUCUGCCACAAUGCUCAGAGCUACAGGAAAGUGGCAGAUAGCAAAUCAGCAUCCAUCUGAACCAAGAGCUAAAAAAGAGGACAGAAUUAAACUGCCUGCUGCAUAUGUUAAUCCCACUACCUGCAGCGAGUCAGAUGGAUCCUUGAUUCUCACAGGUCCCUCUUCAUACCUUGAUCGGAUUCACCAGCCAAUACAAAAUGAUAUAGAAGCAAUGGAAAAACAUGAAGUGGGGCUGAUAUAUGAGAAAUUGCAAAGGUUGGCUGAAACUUGUGAACCCUUUGACUCCCAUUCCACAAGGCAAGUACAGGGUCUUGAAACCAAGAUGCAUAAUGAGGAUGAUUAUUCACAAGGAGAAAAUCUGGGUCAGCAGGAGAGUACCAAUGAAAGCUUUUCAUUGCCAUCAGAUUUGAACUCCGUCAUAGCUGAGCUACAAGAGCUGAGGGCCUUCAAGCAAGAAUCUAUUGAGACAAUGGUUCAGUUGACGCAGAUUCAAACGAAGCUGCUCUCAGAAGUAAAGCAGUUACAAGACCGUUGUACAAGGCUAGAGACCUUGUCUAACAAGUCAGAGACAUAUGCAUCUGUAACAAUGGAGUUUAACAGUGAACAGCACCUAGACCAAGAUGGUUCGAUAUUUCUAGCAGGUGGUUUUGACGGGAAAUCUUGGCUAGCAUCACUUGAGUCGUACUCUCCACCAGAAGAUAUAAUUAAAUCUCUGAAACCAAUGAGCUCUCUUCGUUCUACCUCUCUUGCAAAGUUGAAAGACGAUCUUUAUGUAAUUGGUGGUGAAAAUGGGGGUUUGUGGUUUGAUACAGUUGAAUCCUACGAUCCUGUAAAUAAUGAUUGGACAUCACUUCCUUGUUUGAACGAGAAAAAGGGAGGCUUAGCUGCAUCUACAUUGCAUGACAAAAUAUUUGCACUUGGUGGUGCGAAUGGAAUUCACUGCUUUUCUGAUGUGGAGAUGUUCGAUGUAGAUGUUGGACGAUGGAUACCUGCUAGAUCAAUGCUGCAGAAGAGAUUUAACCUUGCAGCAGUGGAGUUUAAUGGUGCCAUUUAUGCAGUCGGUGGCUAUGAUGGGAAAGAAUAUUUGAGUUCUGCUGAACGAUUUGACCUAAGAGAGCAUUCUUGGAGCAGACUCGAAAGCAUGAAUUCAAAGAGGGCCAGUCAUUCUUUGGUUGUGCUGAACGAAAAACUGUACGCUAUUGGUGGCUUUGAUGGAGGUACAAUGGUGGCCACUGUUGAAGUAUUUGAUCCUCGACGUGGGACCUGGAUGAGCGAGGCACCAAUGAACGAGUCAAGGGGAUAUUUCGCAGCCGCAGGAUUGAAUGGUAGCAUAUAUGCUAUAGGAGGAAUAGGAGAAGAGGGGAAUACUUUGGAGAAGGUCGAGCAAUUCAAGGAAGGUCAUGGUUGGCAACUGACAGACCUUAAAGCUAUUGGGAAGAGGUGCUAUCAUUCAGCUAUAGUCAUGUAGCUUACACACUAAUUUAUAACUAAGAGUGUGGAGGGGCUUGAUUUAGUAAGGGGACUGAUAAUAUACAGGGCGUUAGAUGGAGAACUAGUUAGCGAUUUAUGCUAAUUCUUCGGUAACGCCUUUACUAUAACUUCAUGUAUAGGAGAACUGGAGAAGUGAAGAGUCCAAUUUUGUACUUGUUUAUACAAGAUUAGGGUAAGGGAAUCUAGCAUUGCUCACUGGUCUAAGUGUUGCCUUUUUAACACUGUUCUCAGCUAAGUUUUUGUAAAGUAUAGUUGCAUUGCAUGUAAUCUUUCAUGGACACUUAAAACAGGUUUCUGUGAAAUGAGGAAAAAGGCACUAUAUCAAAAUACUUUGGUCAUCUCAA
Messenger RNA from Beta vulgaris subsp. vulgaris (sugar beet), 2468 nucleotides. RefSeq lists its product as hypothetical. Gene Ontology annotation, biological process: response to endoplasmic reticulum stress. The transcript has 12 exons. Gene Ontology annotation, molecular function: protein binding. The coding region runs from base 170 to 2101 and encodes 643 amino acids. Lineage: Eukaryota; Viridiplantae; Streptophyta; Magnoliopsida; Caryophyllales; Amaranthaceae. The record is from RefSeq and is a predicted model, not a curated record.